UCAGGUAUGUUUACUCAAUCGCAGUUCGAAAGAGGACCAAUUUCUUCUUCCAUCACUAACAUUUUCCACCAUUGUUGCAACUCAAAGAAUCUCAGAGCCAUUAAAGUAUUUCAAGCACACCUAAUUAGAACUGGGUUAAUCUUCAUCUCCCCUAAUUUUCAGUUCAAACUUGCAACUUCACUUCCCAACAACAACAACUACCAUCUUCAGACCUUAACCAAUUUCUUCAAAUUCCUCAAACCCAGAAAUCCUUUGUUCUUAAAUUCAAUCCUUUCCCAUUUUUCCCAAAAUGGGUUUCAUUCUCUUGCUCUUCGUACAUUCUCUUUCAUGCAUUUUGGUGGAAUUGACAUUGAUUCAUACACGUUGUGUAGCUCCAUUACAGCUUCAUCUGCUGUGAAAGAUGUGAAAUUUGGGCAAAUGAUUCAUACCCUUGUUCGGAAAUCGGGUUGGUUUUCUAGUGUUUAUGUGGGGUGUGCUUUAGUGGAUUUGUAUGCGAAGUCGUUGUGUAUCAAGAAUGCAGCUAAGAUGUUCGAUGAAAUUCCUGUGAAGAAUACAGUGUGCGUGAAUGCAAUUCUUUCAGGUUAUUCUGAAGCUAAGAUGUGGAUGGAGGGACUGGCAUUGGUGAGGAAGAUGCCAUGUUUAAAUUUAUGUUUGGAUAAUUUCACUUUUUCAGCUGCUUUGCGUGCUUGCGUUGGGCUCUCUGCAUUUGAAUUGGGUAAGCAGGUUCAUGGAUGUGUUAUUCGAAAAGUUCAUGACAUGGAAUCUGAUGUGUUUCUUCAAAGCUUGUUGAUUGAAAUGUAUGGCAAAUGUGGGUCAGUGGAGAAGGCUAGGCAUGUUUUCGACAUGAUUGGCUUUAGAUGUGGAGAAAGAAAGAGGGAUGUUGUUCUGUGGACAUCAAUGCUUGGUGUUUGUGGAAGAAAUGGGAAAUUUAAUGAAGCGAUUAGUCUGUUUAAUGACAUGGUAAUGGAAGGAAUCAAACCAGAUGGUGUAGCAUUAUUGACUGUUCUCUCCGCUUGUAGUCACACUGGCCAUGUAAAUCUUGGAAUGCAGUACUUCGAAUCAAUGACAUCUAAUUACAGUUUGGAACCCAGUCCCGAGCACUAUAGUUGUGUGAUUGAUUUACUGUGUCGUGCAGGUGAGUUGGAUAGAGCAUGGAGCUUAAUCAACGACCUAUCUUACAAAGAGAAUGAUAAUUUCACUGUUACCAUGUGGGGGGCCUUGCUUAGUGCCUGCCAUAACUUUGACAAUGUCGAACUAGGUAAAUUAGCUGCUCAAAGGGCACUGGAUUUAGACCCUCAAAAUGACGGCGUUUAUGUUCUGCUAUCGAACAUGUAUGCGAGGAAUGGUAUGUGGAAUGAAAUUGAGAUGUUGAGGGAACAGAUAAAAGAGAAGGGAUUAAAGAAAGACAUAGGACAUAGUUUGGUAGAUAUCACUAGAUGAGAUAAAGGCAAUGAUAAAAAAUAAGCCACAUUCUUCUUCUCAUGGAUUCGUUUAGUUAAAAGAAAUGGUUUAUGAGGUAUGGCACAAACUGUGAGGGUCCUUGUUGAUUUCCAUUUUGUAUGAUACAUAUCUAAAGUGAUUAGAGUAUACUGUUAGCGCAGUUAUGAUGUUCAAGAUGGCUCCAUUAUGAUUUGGUGCAUACUGUAAGCACAGUUAUGAUGUCCAAGGGGGCUCACACAUGGGAGUGCUGCUACAAGUCUGUAGCUCAAAUUAGAUUGUUGAAAGACCAUGCUUCAAUGUAGACUUGUUUCUUGAAUGUGCAGCGGCAGAGCAAUUAGGGCAGUAGAAUGCUGAGGAAUAACCUUUUCAAAUCCAAAUAUUCCAGGACAAGGAAACCAAAUAUAUUCAUCAAAUUGACAUUAAGCUAAACAAGGAACUUCUAUGGCAGAAGAGUGCCUCUUCCAUCUCAAGAAAGAGCUACCUGAGAGAAAUCUCAGUUUUCAUUGAAGCUCUUAAAUUUUCUGUUGGACUUGAGGUGGGAUGAACCAAAUUCUUAUAUGUGAAGUGACAAUGGAGAAAGAGGGCUGGGACAUGACUUUGAAAUGCUUGGGCUUAAUGAGCAAUGUAAGGAGAGUUCUACUUGCAAUGAAACA
Solanum stenotomum is the source of this 2093-nucleotide messenger RNA. RefSeq names its product putative pentatricopeptide repeat-containing protein At3g23330. The transcript has a single exon. Gene Ontology annotation, biological process: RNA modification. The record is from RefSeq and is a predicted model, not a curated record. The coding region runs from base 7 to 1440 and encodes 477 amino acids. Gene Ontology annotation, molecular function: protein binding; RNA binding. NCBI's taxonomy places the organism in Eukaryota, Viridiplantae, Streptophyta, Magnoliopsida, Solanales, Solanaceae.